UUAAAGGUUUUGGACUUGGCCCUGAACCGCAUCCAGAGGAUGUCACCAAAAGCUUUUGUGGGACUUGAAGAGCUGCUGUUUCUCAACUUGUACAACAACAAACUAAAGAACAUUCAGGAUGGGACCUUUGCGCCGCUGAGUGGUCUUGAGAUGUUGGUGCUUGACAACAAUUUGCUCUCCACGCUUGCGUCAUCUAUGCUAGACGGUCUUUCCAACCUGCAGCGGCUCUAUUUAAGAAAAAAUCUGAUUGCGAGCCUGCCAGCUGACGUGUUUCGCCACACGCCUAAACUUACUCACCUGGUCUUGAGUGGAAAUCAACUUCAUACCAUUGAUGGCAACAUGCUUGCUAACAUGCAAGGAUUGAAGGAGGUGUCUCUCUUUGACAACCCAUGGAAUUGUGACUGCAGUAUCAACUCGCUGGUGCAUUACAUAGAGCAGAAUGCUAAACAUUCUCCUCUGCAAAAACUUCGGUGUGUUAGUCCAGAGGAGGUUCGUGAUAGGCCAAUUCACCAGCUGAAAUCGGAUGACCUUCCCUGCAGGGCCUAAAAAAUCCUCACAUCUCAUAUAUUGUCACGAACGACCUCCAAAAGUUGGGAGCACAGCAUAAUAUCAGCGUGAUCUUUUCUGAAAUGGAAAGGUGAUACUUCACAUAACUCCAGACAUAAUGAAUAUGACAGGUUAAUGAUAGUGGUGCUGUUCUGCAGAUAAGCAUCAUUUUUACCCACCACUCGACUAUUUUCAGGCCACCUGGAGAGGCUCUCAACAGAAUAUUUUAUAAAACUAAUGCUGGG
Paramisgurnus dabryanus is the source of this 791-nucleotide messenger RNA. NCBI's taxonomy places the organism in Eukaryota, Metazoa, Chordata, Actinopteri, Cypriniformes, Cobitidae. The record is from RefSeq and is a predicted model, not a curated record.